AAUGUGUGGUUACCAUCAUUAGUCUGAAAAGGUGAGGUACAGUAUGUCAACAAUGCAUUUCCAUCACUCCACACCAAUGAAUCCAUCACUCCACACCACUGAAGUCUCAGCCAACAUCAUGGCAGCAGUAGGACUCCUCUGGCUUGUGAUCGCCACAGCCUCCAUCCUUGUCAAAUGUGAGGAUGCAAAAUCUGAAGACAAAAACAUCUACCCAGCAAAGAUCUUUGGACUGUCUAAUGUGACUAAAGGAGUAAAUGUCCAUUUUAUAUGUAGCAUUACUGGCAUCAGAGGACCUGAGGAAAAGUUAAAUGUUUACCUUUGCAAGAAUGGAGUUGGGAUAAGAAUUGCGAAGCUGGAGAAAGGUGAAAAUGACGCUAUUUUCACCAUGAAGGAUGUUACAAGAGAAGACUCAGGCAACUACAGCUGUGUUUACACCAGAGAUAAACCUGUACCCAGUCACUUACAGUCAACAGGGGAGAAUUUAAUAGUCUUUCAUGUCGAUGGAGAAUGGAAAGAGAUCUACCCAGCAAAGAUCUUUGGACUGUCUAAUGUGACUGAAGGAGUAAAUGUCAAUUUUAUAUGUAGCAUUACUGGCAUCAGAGGACCUGAGGACAAGUUAAAUGUUUACCUUUGCAAGAAUGGAGUUGGGAUAAGAAUUGCGAAGCUGGAGAAAGGUAAAGAUGAUGCUAUUUUCACCAUGAAGGAUGUUACAAGAGAAGACUCAGGCAACUACAGCUGUGUUUACACCAGAGAUAAACCUGUACCCAGUCACUUGAAGUCAACAGGGGAGAAUUUAAUAGUCUUUCAUGUCGAUGGAGAAUGGAAAGAGGGACUACAUAAUAUGGGAGGACAAGGCAGAGCAGGACUGGCAGCAGCCUUGGUCCUCCUGUUCCUGACUCUGUCGUUACUGCUGUUACUGUGGAGGUGCUGGGGGAUCCUGAAACCAAUGAUAGGCAUUGACCAUCAACCAAGUGAGACUCAGGAUACGGAUCAAACAUACUGUCUAAUCUCAGUUGUACCAGUCGCAGCUGGUGUAAUCUCUCCAACUGAUCCUACAGGAAAUGAGGCACUGCACAGUGUAAUAACUAGAGUGAAAAGACCAGAACAGCAGGGUGAAACUGCCAUCUAUGCCAAAGUGACCAAAACAAAGAAGGAGAAAGAAAAACAGGACCCUGUUUACAGUCUGCUGAACAGAGAAGACACCAUGAUACUGUAGUAGUGCUAUACUGUAGUGCUAUACUGUAGUGCUAUAUAGUAGUGCUAUACAGUAGGGCUAUUGUCACGCCCUGACCUUGGAUAUCUCUGUUUUCUUUAUAUUUUGGUUAGGUCAGGGUGUGACUAGGGUGGGUAUGCUAGUUUUUGUAUUGUCUAGGGUUUUUGUAUGUCUAGGGUUUUUGUAUGUCUAGGGUUGUUGUAUGUCUAGGGUUGUUGUAGGUCUAGGGUUUUUUGUAUCUCUAUGUUGGCCUGAUAUGGUUCUCAAUCAGAGACAGCUGUUCAUCGUUGUCUCUGAUUGGGGGAUCAGCCAUUUCCCAUUUGUGUUUCGUGGGAUCUUGUCUAUGUGCCUGUCAGCACUCGUUUGUAUAGCUUCACGUUUCGUUUUGUUAUUUUGUUAGUUUGUUCAGUGUUCAUUCUUUAAAUACAUAAGAAUGUACACAUACCACUCUGCGCCUUGGUCCGAUCCUUAUAAUGAACGUGACAGCUAUAUAGUAGUGCUAUACAGUAGGGCUAUACAGUAGUGCUAUACAGUAGGGUUAUAUAGUAGUGCCUUACAGCAGUGCUAUACAGUAAUGCUGUACAGUAGUGCUAUACAGUAGUGCUAUACAGUAGUGCCAUACAGUAGUGCUAUACUGUAGAGCUAUACUGUAGUGCCUUAUAGUUGUGCUAUACAGUAGUGCUAUACUGUAAUGCUAUACUGUAGUAUAUGACAUGUGAAUAGAGUCUGAGGAUAUUAAUACUGUACACCUAGGCAUAUGCCAAGAUGUGUUUUUUAAAUACUGAUUUGGUUUUGAACUUCAUUUGAUGCAUUCUGCAGUCUGGGUGCUAUCUUUGAGCCUAGCAAAGAUGUAGAAGACAUUAUUCGACCUUUUAUUCAAUAAAAACAAACCAAGCUUGAAUAAGCUAUAUUAAAGCUAUAUUAAUUCAAACAAA
This is a messenger RNA of Oncorhynchus kisutch (coho salmon), 2148 nucleotides long. RefSeq lists its product as uncharacterized. The coding region runs from base 44 to 1216 and encodes 390 amino acids. Lineage: Eukaryota; Metazoa; Chordata; Actinopteri; Salmoniformes; Salmonidae. The transcript has 10 exons. The record is from RefSeq and is a predicted model, not a curated record. Gene Ontology annotation, biological process: immune response-regulating signaling pathway.